Molecule: messenger RNA, 528 nt
Organism: Aspergillus fumigatus Af293
Lineage: Eukaryota; Fungi; Ascomycota; Eurotiomycetes; Eurotiales; Aspergillaceae
Product: putative oxidoreductase, 2OG-Fe(II) oxygenase family
Exons: 2
Coding region: 1-528 (175 amino acids)
Molecular function (GO): dioxygenase activity
Source: RefSeq, a predicted model, not a curated record
AUGGACUACCUCAACCAAGUAACCGCCCUCACCGAGAAAGUCCUACAAGCCAUCGGCGUGUCCCUGGGCUACGACGAGUCCUACUUCGACGAGAUCUGCACGGAACCCAUGGCCUUCUACCAGUUGCUUCAUUACCCUCCCCAGCCUGCCGACGCCGACCCGCUGCAGCGCGGGGAUGUCCCCGGGCUGGAGGUGUGGGACGAGGAGUCGCAGUCAUAUUACCCUGUGUCACCAAUCGAGGGGGCAUAUGUGGUGCACCUAGGGAAUCUUUUCCAGCAGUGGCCGAAUGAUAAAUACAUGUCCAACGUGCACCGGGUGAUCAACCGGUCGGAUGUAGACCGGUACUGCAUCCCGUUCAACUACAAUGGGAAUCUAGACUUUGUGAUCCGGUGCAUUGACUCGUGUCGCGCGAAGCCGGAGGACGAAAAGUAUGCGCCCAUCUCGGUGGAUGACUACAUCCGGCAGAAGUAUAAGGAUGUGUAUGGGCGUGUGGGCAUCUAUUCGGUUGCUGAGCGGGUCAAGACAUAG